Henningerozyma blattae CBS 6284 is the source of this 1917-nucleotide messenger RNA. RefSeq lists its product as uncharacterized. The coding region runs from base 1 to 1917 and encodes 638 amino acids. Lineage: Eukaryota; Fungi; Ascomycota; Saccharomycetes; Saccharomycetales; Saccharomycetaceae. The record is from RefSeq and is a predicted model, not a curated record. Gene Ontology annotation, molecular function: carboxy-lyase activity; thiamine pyrophosphate binding; magnesium ion binding. The transcript has a single exon.
AUGACACCUGUUACUGAAAAAGUAGAAUCACCAUUUCCAACAAGAGCUAGAGAUGGCUCUGACGUCUGUGAAUUGCUCCCUUUAGGUGAGUAUCUGUACUUGAAACUAGCUCAAAUUGGUACUAAAACUAUUUUUGGUGUUCCUGGAGAUUUUAAUCUAAGCUUAUUAGAAUUAUUAUACACUCAAAAGGUAAAAGAUAGUGGCUUGAAAUGGGUUGGAUGUUGUAAUGAAUUGAAUGCUGCCUAUGCUGCAGAUGGUUACUCGCGUUAUACUAAUAGAGUUGGAUGUGUUGUUACUACAUAUGGUGUGGGAGAAUUAAGCGCUUUAAAUGGUAUUGCUGGUGCUUUUGCAGAAAAUAUUAAAUUACUCCAUGUAGUGGGAGUUCCACCAACAAAGUAUAACACACUAAACCACAACAUUCAUCAUUUAGUUCCACGCUUAAAAUACUCAAAUCUUUUAGCCCCGAAUAAAGAAGUUUAUAUGGAAAUGGUAAACGAAAAAGUGUGCUGUUUCUAUGCAAAUAUUACAGAUUUGAACCAAGCACGUUGGCAAAUAGAAAUUGCAAUAAAGCAUAUUUUUCAAUAUAAUUUACCUGCUUAUAUUUUUAUCCCUACUGAUUUCCAAGAUGCUUUGAUUCCAAUUAGUGUUAAUGAACAUUUGUCUAGGGAAGAUAUAAUGCCUAUUGAAGAAAUUGUUGAAAUUCCCCUUUUACCAAGCCUAGAAAUGGUUUCUGUGUGUGAUUACAUUCUAUCAUUACUUUAUUCGUCAAAGACUCCAUGUAUUAUUGGCGAUAUAUUAGUAGAAAGGUUUGGUGUAACAAAACAAAUUAAUGAUUUAAUUCACAAGACAAAAUUAUGGAAUUUUUCAACAUUUAUGAGUAAAGGGGUUUUAAACGAAUCGAAUCCUUAUUAUCAAGGUGUUUAUUUUGGAAAAUUGAGUCAAGAUCAUAUUGUUAAAAAAAUUCAGAUGUGUGAUUUAAUAAUUCAUUUUGGAGUGGUUGAAAAUGAAAUUAAUACUGGAUAUUACUCAUUCAAUUAUAAACCAGACUCCGUCCUAAUUCAAAUACAUCCAGAUUAUGUUAGAAUUACACAAUUCCAACAUAAUAUUAGAACUGAUUACAAAGGCAUUGAAUUUAGAACUUUUGUAGAUAUGGUUACAAAAGGUGUUCAACCAAAUUCCAUUAAUACAACAUACAAUAGGUUAUUUUCACCUUCUUCUCAUGCAUAUCUCUUUCCAUUGGAACAAGAAGAAGACGGCCCCAUUUCCCAUGAUUAUUUGGAAACAAUCAUCCCAAGGUAUAUUAACCCUGGUGAUGUAGUUGUGUGUGAAACUGGAAGCAUUCAAUUCACCAUGGUAAAUACUAGACUUUCAAGUGAUGUAGAAUAUAUUACUCAAGGCUUCUAUUUAUCGAUUGGAAUGGCAAUACCAGCUUCCUUAGGUAUAGGAAUGGCAAUGAGAGACUACCCAAAUUUGCAUUUAUCAAAAAAAUCCUCACAUUCAAAUGUACCACCAAAUUAUAAACCUAGGUUAAUUUUACUAGAAGGUGAUGGGGCAGCCCAGAUGACUGUUCAAGAAAUCACGAACAUAAUUAAAUAUAAGAUUCCUAUUGAAAUAUUAUUGUUGAAUAAUCAAGGAUAUACAAUAGAAAGAGCAAUCAAAGGUGCAGAUAAAGAGUUCAAUGAUAUUUGUGAAUGGAAUUGGCCACAACUAUUAAAUGGACUUGGUGGCAAUUUAGAUGAGACAAAAAAUAAAUAUAAAUUUUUUUCUACCACAGAACUUUAUGAAAAGUUAAAACAAUUAAAAGAUUAUCCAGGAAAAGAAACAUUUUCGUUUGUGGAAGUUAUUCUAAAUAAAUUAAAUAUACCAACUACACUUAUCAAAAUGGCUAGUGAAUUAGAGCAUAAAGAAACAAAAUAA